AUGCUUCCAAACGACUUUAGUUUGCUUUCUAAUGUUUCUACCGGUUAUAACUUCAAUGGGAGUUUCCACUUACUCACCCAUGACUUCUUCUAAGAACACUUGUCUGUUUCUCUUCCUCUUGCUGUGUUCAUUACUUUCUUUGAAGAUCUCUGCAUCACCCAGAACUCAAGCUGAAGCCCUCGUCAGAUGGAAGAACACCUUCAGUUUUCAACCUUCUUCUCUCUCAUCAUGGUCACUUUCCAACGUCAACAACCUCUGCAACUGGACUUCCAUUGUUUGCGACUCCGGAGGAACCGUUUCCCAGAUAAACCUCUCAGCAGCAAACAUCACCGGGGUUCUCACUGAAUUCAACUUCACUGAAUUUGAACCUCUCACUCGCUUUGACAUCAGCAGCAACAAUUUCGAUGGAGAUAUUCCUUCUACCAUUGAUAGUCUCUCCAACCUAGCUUACUUGGAUUUGAGCUCAAACUUAUUUGAAGGUAUCAUUCCUACGGAGAUGGCACAGUUAACGGAGCUUCGGUAUCUUAAUCUUUUUAAUAACUAUCUCAAUGGUACCAUCCCUCAUCAGCUCAGCAAUCUUCAAAAGGUAUGGUACUUAGACCUUGGAGCAAACUUGUUGGAGUCCCCUAACUGGUCUAAAUUUUCACCCAUGCCUUUGUUGCGACACCUUAGUCUUCCCUACAAUGAACUUCAUUUGGGAUUUCCUUCUUUUGUAUUAACUUGCCGGAACUUGACUUACCUUGAUUUGUCGCUGAAUAAGUUGAGCGGCCGAAUACCAGAAAUGAUGUUUACAAAUCUGGCCAAUCUUCAAUAUCUCAACCUCACUGAUAAUCUAUUCCAGGGACCAUUGUCUUCAAAUGUUUCCAAGCUUUCCGAUCUCAUACAACUUCGUGUUGCCAAUAACAAGUUGAGUGGUCCGAUUCCUGAGGACAUAGGGUUGUUGUCUGAGCUCCAAAUGAUUGAAUUGUUUAACAAUUCGUUUAGUGGGCAAAUUCCAUCUUCUUUAGGCCAGCUCAAAAAGCUUCAGAAGCUUGAUCUCCGAAUCAAUGCCUUAAACUCUACCAUACCUUCUGAGCUUGGCCAUUGUACUAACCUUACAUACUUGGCCUUAGCUAUAAAUUAUCUCAGCGGGGAGUUGCCUAUUUCUUUGUCAAAUCUGAUCAAAUUAACUGAAUUGGGUUUGUCUGAUAAUUUACUCUCUGGGGACAUCUCACCUAGGCUCAUUUCAAAUUUGACGGAAUUGGUCUCCUUGCAACUUCAAAACAAUUCCUUCACAGGGAAGAUUUCACCAGAAAUUGGCUUAUUGAUACAGCUUAAUUACCUUUGCCUGUAUAAAAAUAAGCUCUUGGGCCCUAUUCCUUCUGAGAUUGGAAAUUUGAUUAACCUAACCAGAUUAGACCUUUCUGAAAACCAGAUUUCAGGUCCAAUUCCGAAAACAUUGUGGGAUCUCACAAAUCUUCUAGUCUUAAAACUUUUCUCCAAUAAUCUCACUGGCACUAUUCCACCAGAGAUUGAAAAUUUGGCUUCUUUGGUUACUUUUGAUGUCAGUGCCAACCAACUGUAUGGAGAGUUGCCAGUGAACAUUUCUCGCCUUCCUUCUUUAAGGUCAAUCUCUCUGUUUACCAAUAACUUCUCUGGCAGCAUUCCUAGGGAAUUUGGGAAGUAUAGUCAGUUGACCUAUGUAAGCUUCUCUAACAACAGCUUCACCGGAGAAUUGCCACCCGAGUUGUGCAGUGGUUUUGCUCUCGAAAAUUUUUCAGUGAAUGGUAACGACUUCACUGGAUCAUUGCCCGCUUGUUUGGCCAAUUGUAAGAACCUUAGUAGAGUCCGACUUGACAGCAAUAAAUUCACAGGUAAUAUCACAGAAGCAUUUGGAGUUCACGAAAAGCUUGAUUUCAUUUCUUUAAGCGAAAAUCAAUUUAUUGGUGAAAUCUCCCCUGUAUGGGGAGAGUGCAAAAAUCUCAGUAAUCUGCAGUUGGACAGAAAUAGAAUCUCUGGAGGUAUCCCUUCUGAGCUGGGGGGUUUGAGCCGAUUGGGAGUUCUAAGCCUAGACUCCAAUGGACUAACAGGGGAAAUUCCGAAUGAAUUAGGGAAGUUAGGCAGAUUGUUCAAGCUCAAUUUGAGUAAUAAUCACUUGACAGGAGAGAUCCCUCGUAGUGUGACCAAUUUAAGUAUGCUUGAGUAUCUUGAUUUUGCAAAUAACAAUUUGACCGGAGAUAUACCUGAAGAACUUGCAAAUUGUGAAAAAGUUUUGAGCUUAGACCUGAGCCACAAUGAUUUAUCCGGUGAAAUACCACCUGAGCUUGGCCAUUUGUUCGGACUGCAGUACAUGUUGGACCUCAGCAGCAAUUCACUCUCUGGUACAAUUCCCCAAAACCUGGGAAAGCUUUCGAGACUGGAGAAUCUCAACUUGUCGCAUAACAAACUCUCUGGGAGUAUUCCGGCGUCGUUUUCUAGCCUGAUAAGUCUACAUUCAAUUGAUUUCUCGUGCAAUGACUUAACUGGUGAAAUUCCAAGUGGCAGCAUUUUCCAGAACGCAUCUGCAGAUGCUUUUGUUGGAAACACUGGUUUGUGCGGAGAUACAGCAGGAUUAACAUCUUGUAAUGUACUAUCCGGCCCCGGAAAGUCCACAGACCAUAAAAAGAAGGUUCUUAUAGGUGUCACUGUUCCUCUAUGUAGCCUGUUGCUUGUAAUCAUAAUUUCUGGAGUUCUGAUUUAUAAGCACAAAACCAAACUCAAUGAUAAGGAGACGAAAAGCAGUCAGAGGCGUGAUAGUUCUGAAUCAUUAAUAUGGGAGAGGGAAGGGAAGUUUACUUUUGGGGAUAUUGUAAAGGCAACGGAGGAUUUUAGUGGCAAGUAUUGCAUUGGGAAAGGAGGAUUUGGAAUCGUGUACAAGGCGUUGUUGCCAACAGGCCAAGUGGUUGCAGUUAAGAAACUUGGUAUGUUAGACACCAGUGAUGUUCCCAUGUCCAAUCGCCAAAGCUUUGAGAAUGAGAUUCGUGUGUUGACGGAUGUCAGGCACCGGAAUAUUAUAAAGCUACACGGGUUCUGUUCCAAGAAAGGAUACCUGUACUUGGUUUAUGAAUAUGUAGAAAGAGGUAGUCUGGGGAAAGUUCUGUAUGGGGUUGAAGGGAAAGUAGAGCUGGACUGGGCUGAAAGGGUGAAAAUUGUGCAAGGACUGGCUCAUGCAAUUGCUUACUUGCACCAUGAUUGCUCACCACCUAUUGUCCACCGGGACAUAUCCUUGAAUAACAUCUUGCUUGAGGAAGAUUUUGAGCCGCGCCUCUCGGAUUUUGGCACUGCGAGACUGUUGAAUCCUGAUACUUCCAGCUGGACCACUGUCGCUGGGUCAUAUGGGUACAUGGCUCCAGAGCUUGCACUCACAAUGCGAGUAACAAAUAAAUGUGAUAUUUAUAGUUUUGGAGUGGUGACAUUAGAAGUCAUGAUGGGAAGACAUCCUGGUGAACUCUUAACUUCUUUAUCUUUAUCAAAAAGAUUAACGUUAGAAAAUUCAACAUUGUUUAUGAAGGAUUUGUUAGACCAACGGCUCUUACCUCCCACUGGCCAAUUAGCAGAAGAAGUGGUGUUUGUGAUUAAUGUAGCAUUAGCAUGCACACAUACUACCCCGGAGGAGCGACCUUCAAUGCGUUUUGUUGCACAAAAAUUAUCAGCAAAGACACAAGGUUGCCGCUCUGAACCGCUGGGAUGAUAACCAUAGACAAUCUAACAAGUUUUUAAAAGCAGAACGAGAUGUGUUGAGUGGAAAUUUGGGAUUGGCGAUGACACUGCCAACUAAAACUCAUAUUUUUCAACUAUUUUAAUCUUCCUUUCAUCGAUCUCUCACCAGUCAUAUAAAAUUUGAUAUUGCAGUUUUAUCACAACAGAUCACUCUUAGAUUCACAAUUGUCAAUCCUUUUUAUCAUUUUGUCACUUUUGGUCAUCAUCUUUGCCGCCACUUGCAUUGUUUAUCAUUCUCAUUUUCUGCCAUUGUGAAAUUUAGUUUAUCUUUGUUGAUUAGUGUUAAUUCGAUUUAAAUUAA
Messenger RNA from Mangifera indica (mango), 4039 nucleotides. RefSeq names its product MDIS1-interacting receptor like kinase 2-like. The record is from RefSeq and is a predicted model, not a curated record. Bases 32 to 3709 code for a protein of 1225 amino acids. NCBI's taxonomy places the organism in Eukaryota, Viridiplantae, Streptophyta, Magnoliopsida, Sapindales, Anacardiaceae. The transcript is spliced from 2 exons. Gene Ontology annotation, biological process: hormone-mediated signaling pathway; protein phosphorylation. Gene Ontology annotation, molecular function: protein kinase activity; protein binding; ATP binding. Gene Ontology annotation, cellular component: plasma membrane.